UUCACAUCUUGUUACAUCCCGGCUACCGCCAGGCAUCAGGAGAGACAGGCAAGGAGAUACAGAACGGAGUCCUGUCUUGGACUAUUUCCUAGCACACUGCCAUCUCCUCACUCCGGGAAGCAAAGAGUCAUUACCCGGGAACAAAAACAACAAACAAAACAAAAAAAUGCUGCAAACAUAACAGUAAGCAAUCAGCCGAGGAUGAAGUGAAGAUCAUUUACGGGAUAAUUAAGAGAAAAAUCAAUGUGAACGUCUUUUGAACCUUUCCGUGAAGGAGUGUACCAAAUCAUACUUUAAUUUUGUAUUUAUGUUCUAGGGUUGCUUUGAGAUUAAAAAAAAUUGUUUGGACUCUAAUGGAACAUUAGUGCAGUUCAAUUAAAUUUGAGGAGAGAACUUCUAUAUUAAAAAAUGUGGACUUUCCUGGGAAUUGCGACGUUUACUUAUGUCUAUAAGAAAUGCGAUGACUUACUAAGCGUGAGCUACGCUAACAAGGAGGUGCUCGGGGCAUUCCUGGUCUUUUUCUCCCUAGGGUUGAUCCUGUCCUAUCGAUACAGAUACGGACAAGGGAAAGGCAGAAAGCAAGCUUCGAACCUGGGGUUCAUCUCCCAGCUUCUCUCAGCCCUGCCUCUGGCAAGCUCCCUCUUCAGCGGGCCCACAGACUCGAUCAAUACCGAGCAAGGCAAGCCCAGGAGAAGGAAACUCAGUUUCUCAGAGUCUGUUCAGACAGAAAACUCUCCAAGCACCAGGAUUUCCUCCGAGUCUGAUCCAGAGAUCAUCAUUGUGGGGUCUGGGGUCCUUGGAUCUGCGUUAGCUGCUGUCCUUGCAAGGGAUGGAAGAAAUGUGACAGUGAUCGAGAGAGAUCUAAAGGAGCCAGACAGAAUUGUCGGAGAGUUGUUGCAGCCUGGGGGAUAUCGUGCAUUGAAAGCACUUGGUCUUGAAGGUGCUGUUGAAGGUCUUGAUGCCCACAUAAUAAAUGGUUAUGUUAUACAUGACAUGGAAAGCAAGACAGAGGUGGAAAUCCCUUAUCCUCUGGGUGAAAACAGUCAAGUGCAAUGUGGGACAGCAUUUCACCAUGGGCGUUUCAUCAUGGGUCUCAGAAAUGCAGCCACGGCAGAACCCAAUGUGCGAUUCAUUGAAGGAACAGUGACACACUUACUGGAAGAGGAUGGCAUAGUUGCAGGAGUUCAAUACAAAGAGAAAGAAAGUGGAGAUAUAAAGGAACUCUAUUGCCCAUUGACUGUGGUUGCUGACGGACACUUCUCCAAGUUCAGGAAAAACCUUGUGAAGAACAAAGUCAACGUUUCAUCACAUUUCGUCGGGUGCAUUAUGAAGGAUUCACCACAAUUCAAACCAAACCAUGCUGAACUUGUUCUUGCCAACCCUAGUCCUAUUCUUAUCUAUCAAAUUUCAUCCAAUGAAACACGGGUAUUAGUGGACAUAAGAGGGGAAUUGCCAAGACACCUUAAAGACUAUAUGAUUGAGAAAAUCUAUCCACAGCUUCCAGAACAUGUGAAAGAGCCAUUCCUACUGGCAAUUCAGAAUGACCGUCUGCGGACAAUGCCGGCAAGCUUCCUUCCUCCAUCACCAGUGAAUAAACCAGGUGUGCUCCUUUUGGGUGAUGCAUAUAACAUGCGCCAUCCUCUCACAGGGGGUGGGAUGAGUGUUGUCCUGAAUGAUGUGAGGAUAUGGAAAUGUCUCUUGCGUGACAUUCCAGAUCUCCAUGACAAUGAAGCAGUGCUAAAGGCCAAGAAGAAAUUUCACUGGGCACGGAAGAAGUCCCAUUCCUUCGUGGUGAAUGUCCUGGCUCAAGCACUGUAUGAACUAUUUGCUGCUACAGAUGAUUCCUUGCAUCAGCUCCGGAAGGCUUGCUUUCAUUAUUUCAAACUGGGUGGACAGUGUGUGACAGGACCAGUGGGUCUCUUAUCAGUGCUAUCUCCUGAGCCAAUGACACUGAUUGGACACUUCUUUGCUGUGGCACUCUACGCGAUCUAUUUCUCUUUCAAGAGAGAACCAUGGUACAUGAAACCACGAGCCUUGUUGAAUGGUAGUGUCAUUGUCUACCGGGCGUGCUCAGUUAUUUUUCCACUCAUUUAUUCUGAAAUUAAAUAUCUUGUUUACUGAAUGACAUGAAAACGAUAAAAAUGAAUUAGAACAGAAUAUCACACUGAGCCUUUGUAAUAGGUGGACAUUUACCUCAACUGUUGUGUCUAAAGAUUGGUACUGUUGUCAAAAGUCAAGACCCCUCCUGUGGCCAAUUGAGUAGCAGAAUGUUUGUUAAUAUUACAACAAGCGGAUAUGUGAUGCAACUAUGUAACUGCAAGAUACUAAACAAGGACAUAUUAAUAGUGUACGUAAAAUGACGUGACAUUUAUUACAAAUCAAACAUACUUUAAAGAGCGUUGACUAUGGCUUUUGGCACUGAGCUUGCCACUGCUGUUAAUGAUGCGCUUUCAUUUAUCAUUCCAUUAUUCAAAGCCAAACAUCAAUCUAAAACAUUUGAAAAAGUUAUGUCCUCAAACUGAACUGCUCCCCAAGGAAGGUGGGAGGUGAAGAGAAUUAUCUUUACCUGGCUGCAUUUAAAUAAUAUAUUGUUCGUAAAAAGUAGAAAUUGCAUUUGUCUGAUGAUUUCAUUCCUGCCAAAACAUCCUAGCUUCAUCAAAGCAUAUCUCAGGCACUGAUCAUUCCUUGAGGGCAACAUGGUCUAAUAACUUUUUUAUUGAAAUGUGGGAUAAGAUUAAGACCAGUAUGAUGGAACAUCACUGGUAUUCCAAACAGACGGGAAGUAGAAUUUGAUUUAUUGGUGCAAUUCAACUUGGUGUUAUCGACAAGUUUCACUAAUUCACGAAGAGUUAGCUCUGAAUGGUCCUUUAUAUCACAGUGAUUGCUCUUCAAAAAGACUGCCAAAACUGGCAGAACGAGGUCUUCAUUAGGAAGGAAUGACAUUUAAUCAAUAGUAACAGAAUUACUGCUACUAGGCUAAAGGUGGACGCUAAAAAGGCAGAUGUUAGCUGUGUAGACAGAAAAAAAUCCAUCAUUUGGUGGCUUUCAAAGUUUCCUCUGUAAAAUGAUUUAAUUUAUGUACAUAUAUUUUUGAGUGAAAAGUUAUUUCCAUUACUGAUUUGUAAUUGCUAAAUGUUACUUGUUUCAAAUUACAAAACGCUGCAGGCAUUUCAAGAGCUGGCUAAACAAACUUGGUGCAAUUCCUAUUCUGCAGGGUUAAAUAUCUUUAGAUUUGGUUUUAGAUCUUUUCUCGUCCCUGGUUUAUAAAAUGAAACAUAAUUUGUGCUAAGCAGACCACAUAUCUUCCUUGAAUAGCAUUCUCUUGAUCUGAUGUUUGCACCAAAAAUUUGUAUACCAUAUUAAAAAUGUAUAUAAUGUACAACUGUAAAAGCAGUAAUGAAUUUUUCUUGGCGAUAUUUGUCCAUUAUCUUUGAUUAUUCUACCAUCAAUACUAUGUCUGUUACUAUAUUAGUACGCAACACUUGAUUAAAAG
This is a messenger RNA of Stegostoma tigrinum, 3493 nucleotides long. It is a transcript of the gene sqlea, whose product is annotated as squalene epoxidase a. Bases 409 to 2121 code for a protein of 570 amino acids. Gene Ontology annotation, cellular component: endoplasmic reticulum; membrane. The record is from RefSeq and is a predicted model, not a curated record. Gene Ontology annotation, molecular function: flavin adenine dinucleotide binding; squalene monooxygenase activity. The transcript is spliced from 12 exons. Gene Ontology annotation, biological process: sterol biosynthetic process; cholesterol metabolic process. Lineage: Eukaryota; Metazoa; Chordata; Chondrichthyes; Orectolobiformes; Stegostomatidae.